Molecule: messenger RNA, 1129 nt
Organism: Panthera uncia (snow leopard)
Lineage: Eukaryota; Metazoa; Chordata; Mammalia; Carnivora; Felidae
Gene: USE1
Product: unconventional SNARE in the ER 1
Exons: 9
Coding region: 183-1115 (310 amino acids)
Biological process (GO): retrograde vesicle-mediated transport, Golgi to endoplasmic reticulum
Cellular component (GO): SNARE complex; endoplasmic reticulum
Molecular function (GO): SNAP receptor activity
Source: RefSeq, a predicted model, not a curated record
CGCCUGCGAGGGGGGAAAAAAAAAAAAAAAAAAAGCGAUUCAGUCCUGAAUAAACAUGGACAGCACAGCGCCCCUUCUUGAAAUAAGACGUUACUUCCGCCCCAAACAAAGAUGGAACAGCGAGCGAGCGGCGGACGCGACCGGAAGAGGUCAAAACGAGGGCGCUUCCGACCUUUCCCAAGAUGGCGCCGGCGGAAGGGACCGGGUACCGCCGAGAGGGGAUGGCAGCGUCGAGGCUGGAGCUGAACCUGGUGCGGCUGCUCUGCCGCUGCGAAACGAUGGCAGCGGAGAAGCGGGACCCGGACGAGUGGCGUCUGGAAAAGUACGUGGGAGCUCUCGAGGACAUGCUGCAGGCCCUGAAAACCCAGGCAAGCAAACCGGCCUCCGAGGUGAUCAAUGAAUAUUCCCGCAAGGUCGAUUUCCUGAAGGGGAUGCUGCAGGCGGAGAAGCUGACCUCCUCCUCAGAGAAAGCACUAGCCAACCAGUUCCUGGCCCCUGGCCGUGUACCAACCACAGCCAGGGAGCGGGUACCCGCCACGAAGACAGUGCAUCUGCAGUCCCGGGCACGGUACACCAGCGAAAUGCGGAGUGAGCUGCUAGGCACGGACUCUGCUGGAGGUGAAGAGCACAUACAUCCCCAGGGGCAUCACCUAGUUAAGCCUGAUGGGGGUGCCAGGACAGAGGAGGUGGGCCCCAGAGGAAAUAAAGCCGGAUACACCCAGCCCACAGAGCCCGAGCUGGAUGUGAGGAAGAGAACUGGGGUGGCAGGGCCCAGGCCAGGGGAUGAGAAACAGUCGGCAGCCGAACUAGACCUCGUCCUGCAGCGACAUCAGAACCUCCAGGAGAAGCUGGCAGAGGAGAUGCUAGGCCUGGCCCGGAGCCUCAAGACCAACACACUGGCCGCGCAGAGCGUCAUUAAGAAGGACAACCAGACCCUGUCGCACUCACUCAAGAUGGCUGACCAGAACCUGGAGAAGCUGAAGACAGAGUCGGAGCGGCUGGAGCAACACACGCAGAAGUCGGUCAACUGGCUGCUCUGGGCCAUGCUUGUUAUCGUCUGCUUCAUCUUCGUCAGCAUGGUGCUCUUCAUCCGCAUCAUGCCCAAACUCAAAUAAAGAGCUGUGCUGGC